Molecule: messenger RNA, 1323 nt
Organism: Alternaria novae-zelandiae
Lineage: Eukaryota; Fungi; Ascomycota; Dothideomycetes; Pleosporales; Pleosporaceae
Exons: 5
Coding region: 1-1323 (440 amino acids)
Source: RefSeq, a predicted model, not a curated record
AUGACGCACAGCUCAGCCGACCUGGCGAUGGCCGCCGAACAGCAACAACGGAUUACCAUUGCCUUCCUGGUUGUAUCCUGGAUCUUCAUCCUACUCAGGAUAUGGACUCGCACAUGUAUUAUCCGUAGUUUUGGCUGGGAUGAUGCGGUCAUGCUACUUGCCGGUUUGACGUUCACUUUGUUCUGCGGAUCAGUUUGGUUGGUUGAAGCAUCUGGUGGAACCAGCGAGAUCACCAGCGCGGACGAGUUGCAGAAGGUGACAAAAUGGGUUAUUGUGAGAGAGACCGGCUAUCUCAUGGCAAUCAUGCUGGUCAAGAUUUCUCUAGCCAUCUUCUUCUCCCGCAUCGUCGUCAGGCGCAGUCACUUCAUCAUCAUCUACGUGACCGUCGCUGCCAACAUUGUGUCAUCGAUGUCUGCAUUCUUCUACGUCAUCUUCCGAUGCGGACCCAACUUGGAGAAGUACGCAGUCAACGAGAUCAUCGGUCGCUGCCAAUCUCGGCAGGUCGACUAUUUCUUUGCCUAUCAACAAGCGACCUUUAGUACAUUGACAGACGUCGUCUUCUUCUUAUUACCCAUCCCCAUUUUAUGGUACGCCAACAUGGAUCUGCGGCACAAAUUCUCCGUCGGCUUUAUCCUAUCCCUCGCAGCUCUUGGCUGCAUCUGCUCUGGAAUCCGCUUCCCUUACAUAACCGGUCUAACAGAACUCGAAGACUUCUUCUGGGACGUGACCAACGUGUCCAUAUGGAGUACCGUCGAAUGCGGCACAUGCAUCAUCGUCGGCUGCAUGGCAACCCUCCGCCCACUCAUGAAAAUGGGAAUCUCAAGAGCACGCGACAUGACCACCAGGGACGGAAGCAGGAGCGGCACAAUGAAGAGCACGCGAGCAUCUCCACGAACAACGAACCACUCCCUGUCUCAACUCAACUUGCAUGCAACGCCGCAGAACAACCUCCUACUCGCGGAGCUGGGCAUACAAUACUCCGGCAUCGAAAAGAAGGCUUCUUCAUCACCAAAACUGGAAUCGAUGUACGAAGCAAAGACUAUAACGCGCCCAAACACCGCGGCAACACCCCUCCCGUCAGACAUGGGCUACACGAAACGCAGCAGCGCUGACCCUAUCCUCGCUCGCACCUCGUCCGACGCAACAGACCUCCCUUUAUGGAAGGCGCCGGAGGAGAAGAAACCACGCCAACCAUCACGCCUCAGCCUCAGUCGCGCGCUACUGCACCGCAGCCGGCCCACGAGCGAAGACAUCAACUAUGGCAAUCCACUUUCACAUCCUGUUUCGCCGCCGAGCCAUAUGGAUGCGGGGGAUGCGGUUUGA